Messenger RNA from Besnoitia besnoiti, 1059 nucleotides. RefSeq lists its product as uncharacterized. Lineage: Eukaryota; Apicomplexa; Conoidasida; Eucoccidiorida; Sarcocystidae. The coding region runs from base 1 to 1059 and encodes 352 amino acids. The transcript has a single exon. The record is from RefSeq and is a predicted model, not a curated record.
AUGGUGAACAGGAUGGGUGCCUUGGUCCGGACACAGUGGACAAUGGAAAACAAGGUUACGCAUGGAUGCGACACUUUAGCGUCUUUCGUUGUGCGCCGCCGCUCGAGUGGCGGGUCGCCGGAAGAGCAGCCUGUAGAGGUUACAGCCGUUAUCAACAGGUUGUUUCCUCAAGCAGUCAGCGUACCCUUGAAAUCUAGAAUCACUAAAGUUGCCACUGUUGUGAAAAGACGCGACUUUGUGGGUCUCACCUCGUAUGGAAGUGUACUGUAUAAACUCGAGAGUCUUAACAGUGCGCCUGAGACCCUCCUUGAGGCCUUCCCCAUUGUCGUUGGGCCGACGGGUGUGAGCGGCUCAUUCAUGAAGGAAACAGUGCAAGCGAUGAAUAUGAUCAGAGCUGCGACAUCAGGACAAUCAGGUUAUGGAAUUCCCUUAGAUUUGAUGAUGCUGAAAAAAGCCAGUGGCAUCUGGUGCCCGAGAAGAUACUCAGAUCCUGCCAUUAUUCCCAAUGUAUUCAUGCGUCGGCUUCUAAUGAAAACGCUCCGAGAAGUUCUGAUGGAUAUGGCGGUGGAAGCGGCUACCGAAACUCCCGGGCGGGGACCUUUGCAUGAGGCGCGGCUCUGCCUGACAAGGCAGGUGAAAGAGGCAAAAAUGGUGUCGCUCAACACGCGAGCUGCACGUGGACGCAUUAGCAUCGACACGGUGUUUGUCAGCAGCAACGGUGCAGUUCAUGUGCAGGCGCAGUUUCCUUCUGAGCCUGCCCCUGCACUUUCCGUCGGUGCCGCUACCGCUGCUGACCAGCGUCCACCUCAGGCCAGCACCGGGGCACUGAGAGACAGUAACGAAGACGUGGAUGCGGCAGCGGAUACUGCUUUGACGAGCGAGGUUACCUUCGCCAUCGUGCUCGCUCAGAUAUGGUGCCCAAGCCGUCAGUUUGACGAGGUAGCGCAAGAGGUACUGUCAUAUCAUCAGUCAAAGCGCGAACUGUCAAACGAGUUUUUUGAGAAGUGUGCGGCAGUCCCCGAUAUUGUCCGUGGUGUCAUCGCCGAGGCUGCUUUGUGA